AUGUCUACUCCAGAGGUUGCAGCCGCGCCUCAGGCACCCCAGGCGCCUCAGAUCACAACGACUUCUCCAACCGGGCAUACAACGACACUUCCAAACUCGCCUGCCGCGCCGACAACGACUUCUCCAACCGGGCAUACAACGACACUCCCGAACUCGCCUGCCGCGCCGACAACGACUUCUACAUCGAAUGCGACCUUUAUGCCACCUUCAUCUGCCGCCCCUGUCCCUGCCACACCAGAUCGCUCCGCGGACCAAGACGACCUGACUUACAAUGAACAACUCAAUGCCGUGGAUCGCUACUGGAAAUUCAAGAUGGCCUUGCAGAUCGCCAUGAUAUUCGCCAGCAUCGUUGGUAUUGGCUGCUUAGGCUGGGCUCUAGGCACAGCGAACAGACUACCCUCCAACUGGAGCUAUGGCUACGACAGCACCUGGUCCCUACCCUGGGGUCUGAUCACCUUCUCCAUAUCCCUCAUCUGGUGUUUCAUCUGCGUUAUGCGCUUCGUCGUUGCCAAGCACCCCGUCCACCCCGGCAUGCGCGUUACCAUGGACCUCCUCCUCUGGCUGGGCUUCCUCGUCACCGCGCUAUUCACCAUGGUCGCGCUGAUCGACCUCCUGUACUGGGGCGAAGACGGCAACCUGAGCAACUCCCUCGGCUACAGUUCUUCGUACGGCGACUACGUGCUCCAACGAAACAACACGUGGGUCUGGGAAACGUCCGACAGCCACUCGGGCGUCACUUACGAGCGCGUCUGCAACGGCUCGACCAGCUACACGUACUACGAGGCCCUGCCUUUCCACAGCUGCGCCGAAAUGGACGCCUACGUCAACACGCUCUGGCGCGAGAAGGGCACCCGCGCGCGCGUCGAGCUCACGGCUGCCAUCACGCAGUGGCUCGGUCUGCUGUUGCACUUCACGCUGUUCGUGUGGGCGUGCGUCGAUUGCCACAAGUACCGGCAAUCGCGCGUGAGCAAGGAUGCGGAGAAGCUCGCGGCGGGAAUCGUGCGCAACAUGGUGCAGAGCGGCGCGAUUGUGCCGCCGCAGGGUCCGCCGCACAUGCGUGGGUAUGCGUGGCAGCAGGCCUAUCAGCCGUUGCCGAGCGGAGCGGACGGCGUCUCGGGGCUGGGAGGGUCGGGGCAUGGUGCCAUGGCGAGGCCACAGAUGGGAUCACAGGGCACGCAGCAGAUGGGAUCACAGGGCAUGCAGCAGAUGAGGGGACCUGCCGGGCCACAGAUGAUGAGGGGACAGAGGCCGAUCAGCGGCGAGCAGCCGUUGCCGCCACUGCCGUCGAGGCCGCAGCAGCAGGCGCAGGCGCAGACGCAGGGCGGACCGAGUAAUGGGAAGGUACCCGUGCAGGAUGGCGGCGUGGCGACGAGUUACUACGAGCCGCAGCGGUAG
Molecule: messenger RNA, 1395 nt
Organism: Didymella exigua CBS 183.55
Lineage: Eukaryota; Fungi; Ascomycota; Dothideomycetes; Pleosporales; Didymellaceae
Exons: 1
Coding region: 1-1395 (464 amino acids)
Source: RefSeq, a predicted model, not a curated record